Quercus lobata is the source of this 1749-nucleotide messenger RNA. RefSeq lists its product as uncharacterized. The record is from RefSeq and is a predicted model, not a curated record. Bases 1 to 1749 code for a protein of 582 amino acids. The transcript has 5 exons. Lineage: Eukaryota; Viridiplantae; Streptophyta; Magnoliopsida; Fagales; Fagaceae.
AUGGUUAGGCAAGAAGACUAUGACCAAUAUGGUAAUUUCUUACAAGCUGAUUCUAAUUUUGUGGAACCAUUUUUAAGUGGGUCUCAAAAUCCUUCAAUGCCCAUCCAGUCUUUACCGGAAGUUGAAAUUGUCACCUCUAAACGUGGUGGCAACUUCAGUGUAGAUGAGGACCUCCUCCUCAUCGUUGCAUGGCUUAACAUUGGCAUGGAUGCUGUGCAUGGUACUGAACAAAAGGGUGACAAAUUUUGGACGAAAAUUUGGGAAUUUUUUUGCGCGAACAAUACUUACGGAACUACACGUUCUAGUACCUCCCUAUCAAGUCGAUGGGGAAAUAUUAAUAGGGAGACAAGUAGGUUUGCUGGGUUCAUGGCUAAAGUUGAAGCUCGAGAUAAAAGCAGUACAACUAACGAGGACAAGUUGAAAAAGGCAAAGGAACUAUGUAAAGCUACACCAAAUCCAACAUCCGGCAAAUACCUAGCUUUUGUUUAUGAACAUUGUUGGGUUGAGUUGAAGAACCAACCAAAGUGGAGUAUGCCUAAGGAAAGAUCAAAAAGGCUCCCUCAAACUCCAAGUUCAAUCGAUCAAGUUGAUAGUAAUGAUGAUGACACAGUGGUACUAGAGAGACCAAUUGGUAGAAAAGCCGAAAAGGCUAAGCGAAAGAGGACAGAUGGUGAUAAGGGAUUCGAUGAUUAUUUGGCGAAAAAAUUGCAGUAUAUUCAGGCAUCACAUGAACAAGACCAAGAGGCUUUUCGCAUCAAAGAGGAAAAGCUUCGUCUUAAAACUAAUAGGGAGGAGGGAAGAAUAAUAACCAUGGAUACAAGUGGCAUGAAUGACAAAGAAAGACUUUAUUUUGAAAAUCUCAAGGAUCAAAUCCUUGCAAGACAAGUUGGAGUUGACCCAAGGAACAUUUAUUUGUCUGUUGGGAAGGGGAAUUCGUCAUGGUUUUUGGCUUUCACACUUUCACACCAGCUGACACAGAAUCUUUUUCGGAGGAGAUUUCGGAUGAGUCGGAAUCUUUUUCUCCGUAUUCAGCAUGAGGUAGAGCCAUAUGGAUCUUACUUUAUCCAAAAAAGAGAUAAUGCCCAAAAAUGGGGUUUAUCUUCUCUUCAAAAGAUAACAGCUGCACUUAGGAUGCUUGCGUAUGGAGUUACAGCUGAUUUUAUGGAUGAGUAUGUGCGAAUUGGAGAAUCCACUGCAAUGAAAAGUCUGAAAAAAUUUGUUAAAGCGGUGCUUGAUAUUUUCUCCAAGGAAUACUUGAGGUCUCCAAACAACGAAGACAUUGCUAGACUUUUAGCCAAUGGGGAAAGACAACGAUCUCCUAUAUUUUCUGAGCUCGAACAAGGACGUGCUCCUGCAGUUAAUUACUCAAUCAAUGAUCAUGAGUAUACAAUGGGAUACUACCUUGCCGAUGUCAUAUAUCUGAAGUGGUCAAUAUUCGUUAAAACAAUUCCAUCUCCACGAGGACACAAAAACAAAUUAUUUGCAAAAGCCCAAGAGGCGAAUAGGAAGGAUGUAGAGCAUGCAUUUGGAGUGCUUCAAGUAAGAUUUGCAAUUGUGCGUGGACCUACAAGAUUUUUCCAUAGUGAAACACUUCAAGACAUCAUGAAAGCGUGUGUAAUUCUUCAUAACAUGAUCGUUGAAGAUGAACGAGAUGUAAAUGAAGCGGUGGAAUUAGAUUAUGAGCAAAUUAAUGACAAUCCUACUAUACAACUGUCACGGGAGAACACAUACAUUUACGGAGUUCAUUGA